AUGGGUGACGGCAUUGGAUUGUCAAUCCCUUCUGAUAAAGUGAAUCUGCGACUAUUGCUCGUUUCUGGAAAGAAAUCCGACUUGCUUGUAUCGGGUUCAGAUACGAUUGAAUCAGUUUGCAUUAAAAUUGCCAAUUCAUGGCCUGCAGAUUGGGCGACUGAAACUCCCCCUAUUUCUCCUAGUUGUGUCAAGGUUUUAUUACGUGGAAGGUUUCUUGAAUGGAAUAGUACAGUGGAAUCCAAUUCUAUUCCAAUGGGUGAUACAACUGUUGUACACAUCCUUGUCAAAAACGAUAUAUCAACAUCUGGUAAAUGA
Molecule: messenger RNA, 315 nt
Organism: Batrachochytrium dendrobatidis JAM81
Lineage: Eukaryota; Fungi; Chytridiomycota; Chytridiomycetes; Rhizophydiales
Exons: 2
Coding region: 1-315 (104 amino acids)
Source: RefSeq, a predicted model, not a curated record